GUGCUUGUGACGUAACUACAACAUAACCAAGAAAAAGUUGCGGAGAAAAAUAUUUACUGUUUAUGAAGUGAUGUAACAUGUUUUUAAAGCGCAAUAAAAAGGCCAAUGGACAUUUUUACUUGAAAUGGAGCAUCUUCCAAAUAGAAAAUAUAUUAUGGUAGCUUUUGAAGUAAACACUGUAGCGGUGCUUCUAAAUAUAGGAUUUAUUUUUAGGUUGGAGCUAGCCAUAGUUUGAAUCAGGAAUCUGUUCUAAAGCUGCAUUUCUAGAAGGUUUCUAAUAGUGACAAAAAUGGCGAAUGACUUAACAAUUAGAAGUAAAGAUAGACUACAAGAAAUUAGUAUGAAAUUAGAGCAAAGUCAUUUGGUUUAUUUACAAACAGAUGACAGUCCUUUGAAGUUACAACAGCGUCAUAAACUAGAAGGUUUCAUUAAAGAAUACCUAUGCCUUGUACCAAAUGAGAAUAAAUAUGUAUUUCAAGAAACUGCAGAUAUAUUGCAUAGAUCAGCAGCUACGUUACAAGACUUUAGUGGAUAUAGAGCAACAACUGCCUGGAGUGCUAUUUCCUUGUAUGCUGCUAAUCUUUUAGCUCAACCUUGGAGAAAAGAAUAUAGAACAUUAAGGACUUAUAGUGGGUAUUAUAAACAUGAAGUGGAAGCAAAUUUGAUUGGUGCAGAAUUAAUGUUUGAACAAAUGGGGUACAAACAUACAGGGUUAGGAGUUCUUACUUUAGAGGGUCCUAUCGAUCCUGAUAAAGUAUCCAGUGUUAGCAGGGAUGCAAUAGUAGCCUUUGUUGAGUGUCAGAUUUUAAAACAAAUAUGGGAGAGUGUUUCACAGAAUUGUACUGUAUCUUGGUUGGAAGUUUUAGAGUUCCGGGAAAAUCACGUUGGUACACCGGAACAAGCAAUCAGAGCAUUGAACUAUCGUUUCCUCGAAAAAAUGCAUCAAAACCGCUCAAAACCGGAGAGUUAUAGAGACUAUCAUUACCCGCAAGCUUCUUGCAUAGAUGCAGCGUCGCCGUCGGUUCCCUAUCAUAUAAUGCCUCCCAAUUAUAAUAUGCCUGUUUGUCAAGCAGAUUAUAGAUACAUCGAAGACACAAACGCGAUACCCGGAAAUUAUAGAUAUUUUCCACCAAUGGAUCAUAGCUUUGUGAAUCGAUGUAGUGCCUAUGGAUGUUUGCCGCAUGGUAACAAAUAUUUUAGCGGUGUCCCAAAUCCUUACUAUACCACAAUACCAACGUAUACCAGAGUACCAACCGACAGAUUAAUUGAGCUUGACAUGCCCGUAUCAGUUGCGAAUUAUGAUAAAGUGCAUAGUCGAAAAGCACGAAUAUCAGACAUGGAUGAAGUAGAUUUUUAUAGAAAACAAUCCAGCGACGACCAUUACGACUACGCGAAAGUCGAUACGAAGUCUGCGAAAACUGUCACCGACAGAAAUAAUUACGACUCUUGGGAUUUUGUGUAUAGAAAUUUAGAAAGUUUAGGCUAUUCCAAAGAUCUUGGCGAUCGAGAAGAUAUUUUACAUAAACGAGAAUGCGACUCCCGAACGACCAAGCCAAAAUCUUUCAAGCAAAGUGACAAUGAUGAGAAAUACAACACGUAUCGCUUUGAAAAAAGAAGGAACGGAAGAACUGACGCGAACGAGAUCGACUCGUCUUUGACGAACGGUCGACAUUAUCAUCACGAUACCUUACCUUUUAAAAAAAAGUCUUCGUCUUUCGAUUUAACAGAUUCCAACAGAUAUCAUGUUGAUGCUUCUCCCGAGGGUCAUCUAUCUUCCUAUAGUAAAGACAGAAAACACGGCAGUCAAACACUUCCCAUUCAGCGUUCUCACCGAUCCUCGGAUCAAAUUUCAAAAAUUGCAGAUACAUUAAAAGGUUUGGAGCUGUCUCAUUCGGGAAAAGAAGACGGAAUAAGAGAUGGAAAUAAAUGGAAUUGUGCUACUUGUACGUAUCUUAAUCCUUUGUCAAGAGAUAUCUGCGAAAUGUGUGGAAAGUCCAGGCAUAAAGGUAACGAGGAUAAACCAUUAGCAAGUGGUGGAAAAGAGUGUCCAAAAUGUACGUUAGUAAACGAGAAGAAUGUUUCGACCUGUGAUGCCUGUGGUGCCAAUUUAAAAGAUUCACCUACCUACAUUUAGAUAAACAAUUUGAAAUAAGUAUCAUUGUACGCUAUUCCAUGUAUUUAAAGUAAGCAAAAAUGGUAAGUGUAUUGCCUGGAUACUUCACGCUAUCCUAAUAUGAAUGUUAAGGUGUUUAAAAAAAACUGUUAUUACUUGUAAUGCUUGUCGCAACUUAUAUAAGUGGUAACAGAAUUUCUUAAUCACUUUAUCUAGACAAAAAUUUUAAAAGUAUUACCAUAUUAAUCGAAUUUACAAUGUCUGAAAUGUAUAAUGGAGAUAUGAAGUUAUUUAUUUAAAAUUGUUUGAGCACAGUAGAUUUGUGAUAUGGAUGUGUUAGUAUUGUGGUAAUAUUGUGGUGGCCUAUUACUUGAUUAAAAAAGGGUAACAAUGGGCAUGUGCGAAUACCAUUCUACAUCGAAUCAAAUCAAACAAAAAUUUGACCUAUUAUUUAAUAUACAACUCUUAAUGAAAUUGAGCUUUUAGAUAAUUCAACGACUUUAAUGUAUAAAAUCAUUAUUAAAUUCGCUUCUUGUUAAAGGUUUUACGUGUAGAUUUGAUUCGAUAAUACAGUAUUUAAAUAUAUUCGCGUGUUUACCUAAAAAUCAUGAAUGAAUAAAGAAUUAUUGAUUAUAUUUGAUAGCCUAAAUAGUUUAUAAUACUGAAAGUUAUAUAAAAACUAUUUAUUCUACGGCGUCUGUAUUGUAUCCAUAUGAAGAACUCAUACAAACUUGUAUUUUAGAAAAAGAAUCACGUUGGAUAUAUUGAAUUGUUAUUUAAGGAAAAAGAUAUUAAUCUGUACUGUUAUCGUAUAUGUAUUUCGUAAUAUUAUACAGCUGUUUAUGGCUUUUUCUUCUCUUCCAGAGAUUAAAGAAUUUAUAGGAUUGAAUUUAAUUUUCUUUGUUUGUUGAUUUUUAUACUCAUUUAAAGUUAUUAAUUUUAGAAAGUAUGUAACAACAAAAUUUUGGAAAAUAUUAAUAAUGAGUCCAAGGUUCAUUAUGAUGGUUGUCAAAUCAUCGUCAUUAAUAAUCAUUGAAACGGAUCAAUGACUUUCAUCAUCAAAUACUAGUCUAGUAACGUUGAUUGUAAAAUAAUUAUUCUUUCAGAAGUAGCUCAAUUAAAAUUUCAUUUUUAUUGUGAUUGUGGAUAUGAGAAAAAAUACUGAGUUAUUGUUUUAAACAUAUAGUAAUUUAUUAUUUAAAUAAUUUUUGGUUACCUAGAUAAUAUCAUUGUAGAAAUACAAUACUUACGUACCUAUGCAUCACAAAUGUAAAUUACACAAUUUAUAGACUGCACAAUAUCCAAAUUAAUAGAAAUAUCAUUUGAAUUUAAUAUUCUCUUGACAUUUAUACAACUCAAGUAUUCGUUUUAAAAACUUUAACAAACAAUUGUUUAUUCUAUACAAAAAGCCGUAUAAAAUACUUCGAUAUUUAUUUAUACAUUCCUAAUACAUCGAUCGAUCAGUUAAUAAUAUCUGAAUUACAUUUUGAGAAAUUUAGUUCUACUUUAGAUUGAUGUUAAAUAGUGUUAUAGGCCUGGUAGGCCUGUGCAUUCUUAUUUUGCUAAAUAAACUUGGAUUGAACUUCUACCUUAGAUGCUUAUUUUAGGUAGCAGUAUAUAACAUGAUUAGUAUGCAGGUAUAAUCAUGUAACGAUCAUUUUAUUCUAAGUGAAUGCAAUAAUUUUUUAUUUCAGUUUGAAUGGUUUAUAUGUACAAAGUUUGUUUUCCAUUUCUUGAAUUUGUUUCAUACGAUACGAUUUUCUAAAUUUGAAACUUUCAGUACAGUGCAAAUUAUCAUAAGAUAAAGUCAUACAUGGAUUAAGACUAAAAUAAAUUUGUAAUUUCCUUAUCAAAUCUUCAUUAUGUUUGGAAAGCACUCUUACCUAUCGAACUCAAAAUUUGUAAGAACAAUAAAAUUUAUAAUGCUAUAUUUCAAUGAAAAA
Messenger RNA from Hylaeus volcanicus, 4056 nucleotides. RefSeq lists its product as uncharacterized. Bases 290 to 2134 code for a protein of 614 amino acids. The record is from RefSeq and is a predicted model, not a curated record. The transcript has 5 exons. NCBI's taxonomy places the organism in Eukaryota, Metazoa, Arthropoda, Insecta, Hymenoptera, Colletidae. Gene Ontology annotation, cellular component: cytoplasm.